GGGGGUGCUAAAUGAAUACCCUUGCACAGAGGCGUGGCGUAAGGGAACGAGGAACGUUUGGGCGGAAGUGACGACGGAGGCGCUUAAAGUUUAAAUUUGCUUCAGUCGUCGGUGCGGGACGUAAGUAAAUCUGCAGGGAUGACCGAAAACACAUUCCCUGUGUAUAAGGUGGAUGUCAUCGUGCAGUUCUACCGAACUGAAGUUUUGACCGGACAAGAAGCCAAACAUUUUACAAAGAAUGACAUUACUCCCAACCCUAAGUCGGAAUCUAUUCAGAGACUCUACAUGAGAAUAUUACAGCUGCUUUUCCGCUUUAAGCCCGAGUGCCAUUACACGGUGCCUUUGUCUGAGAAUAUUCAGUACCCAAUGCUUUAUGAGUGGGUUACACCGAUCAUGAGUGUUUACAUGCGCAUGUGUCAGUUCUUACCACUCUGUCAUGUGUAUGACUUCUCACUGAAUGACUUGCUUAACCCCAAGGCAAAGAGAACAAUCACCACACUGAGUGCAAUCCAGAAUUUCCUUCACUUCAGAAAGCAGAGGCUGGAAUUAACUGCUGCCCACCAGCAGAGUUUCAGGUCAGAUAUGGACAGACUCCAGGCAUACACAAGAGAAAUAAAGGAAGCUGAAAAAAAGAUUGAGAAGCUCACCAUCAUACCACCAGAACAGCAAGCGGAGGCUAAAGAGCUGGCGUCUGCUCUGGCAGAGCUGACAACAAACACACAACAAGAGUAUCAGGAUGUGAGUGCAAUGAAUGAAAAAGUUGCACAGUGCAAGACAGAAAUUGCAGAAUUAUCACAGAAACUGAGUCAGCGGAGAGUGGAAGUGGCCACACUGAAAGAUGAGAUAGUAAAGCUCAAGUCUCAGAUCGUGGAGUCGCCCGAAGAGCUCAGAAAUGAGAUGGAAAGGAUGAAAGAGAACGUGAAAAACAUCAAGAUGUCCAAAGAUCUGGCCGAUGAGAGGCUGGUGGAGCUUCAGAUGCUGGUGCAGUGUGCAGGUCAGGUGGAGGCAGAGAUUCAGGUUUUACUCAAACAGCUGCAGGACCUGCAAAACAGCAUGUGUCAAACCAACCAGCAGAAGGAGAAGGUUCAGGAUUUAGCAGCUAUGAAUGAAGCACUGCAGAAAGAGCUGAGGAGUUCGAGCACUGAGGAAGGCCAGCUGAAGAGAGCACUCGCCAUGAAAUUUGACAAAGAGUCCAAGCAUCAAAUUCGUCGACAGAAGAAGAAAGAAGUGAAAGAUCAGCAAGUCAAAAACAUAUAUGGGCAAUAUGAUAAAAUCCAUGAGAAACGUGAGGAAGUUGUAAAAAUAAUCGAAGAAACCAACCGUGAAACCAAACAGUUCAAGGAAAAGAUGCAAAAGCUGAGAGAGAAGUGUAACCAGCGGAGCCAGAAAGCCCAGGAGAUCUAUGAACACCUCCUUAAUACUUUGGAGCAGUAUAACAAGCGGAUUGAAAGCAUUGUACUGGAGACCAAUGCUGACAUCUCAAAAAUGAAAUUGCAUUUCUAGAAUGCUUUCUUUUUCGCACUGUACCAUUUCAAGGUUGUUGUAUGUCAGUUUGUCUUAAGUUUCCUAUUUUUGUAAAUGGCAUUUAUUUGUGUGACCGCACUAAUAAAUAUGGAAAGUUACUGGUUGUUUCCACUAUACUGAUAAGUGAUGUCUAUAUCUUAUCACCAGUUUUGUACACCUUCAUGUAGAUCCACUAACUCUGGUGCUCUGUUCUGCUCUUGGUAAGUGGUAAAAGGUAAGUGACUGUAAAUGUCAGCAUUAUCAUGUGUGUAAACCAUCAAAGAAUGUCGAGUGAAACAAGAUUAUACAGUUAGUUCAGCGAGUCUGCUAUUUUAUUCCUACAGUUAACUCCUGACGGGAGGCUUCCGUAAAUAUUUAGUUUAUACGUAACAUUAUGCUUCAACUAAGUUGAAUGGUGCAGCUCAAAAAUAUUUAGUAGUGCGUAAUUUGCAACUUAGUGCCCGUUUAAGUCAAAACUAGGCCUUACGCACUACUAAAUAUGUUUGGGUCCCGUACCCGUCAGGAGUAACUGUAGGAAUAAAAUGGCAGACUCACUGAACUAACUAAAUAAACUGUAGUUUCACUCGACAUUCUUCAAUACUUUAAACAUAAAUGAUAAUACUGACAUUUACAGUCAUGUACCGUUUAAAACAGAGAGCAUUAUGUGAUGACAUAUUGCUUUAUUAGCGGCUUUAACAAGAACCAGUCCUACUGCGCCACCAUCUGCCUGUGUUGUGCAUAUCAAAAUAAAAUCAUCCUUUUAAUUUCAUUGGGGGUUGACAGUAAAAUGAAACCACAUGUAUUACAUGUCAUUAAUUAUUAUCUUUUAAUGUUGUAUUAUUUUUAAUCAGUAUUUUUUGUUUGUUUGUUUAACUUAAAAUACCUAUUAUGUUAUUCACGAUUAGGUAGCAUUUUAUCUAUUAUGCGAGGUAAAAUAAGUUUACAUAAAGAACGUUUUGAAAUUCACAACACUUUGAACUUUUUCUCACGAAUUUAAAGGCUGUUAUUGGACUACUAAACGUAAACGUCAUAUUAUGCAACUACGCAUUACUUUACAGAGCGCUUACGAAUUACGUUCUGCCUUGAGACCAAAUGGUGCAACCGAAUACCGUACAGAGUUGGUUACAAACUAGCUAGCUAGCUAGUUACUAAACCUCUAGUGUGAAUUUUACGUUCUCACUUAUGAAGGAACUUACGAAUGGCUGGUGCAACCUUACCCUGAACAUUUUUACUGUGCGCGAGUAGUUAUUUCCUAGUGUCACACUUUUGAUGUGAUUUGUUCUAAGGUGUACAGCUAUAUCUGGCAUUUGAAUGUGCAAAUGUUCACAGUAGGUGGAUCAUUAAUAUUCACAAACCAACUAACCGUUAACAUGACUAAAGAAUAGUUUUACCCAAGGACGACAUCUGAAAGUCAUUUUGACAGUUGGCAGCCGUUUUCUUGCAUAUGAAUAUUUUUUGUCAUGAACAUCAUUAAGAAAAACAUCAUCAUGUUUAUGUGUACAUUGUAAUAAAGCACCAG
Triplophysa rosa is the source of this 3022-nucleotide messenger RNA. It is a transcript of the gene nuf2, whose product is annotated as UF2 component of NDC80 kinetochore complex. Gene Ontology annotation, molecular function: protein-containing complex binding. Gene Ontology annotation, cellular component: kinetochore; Ndc80 complex. NCBI's taxonomy places the organism in Eukaryota, Metazoa, Chordata, Actinopteri, Cypriniformes, Nemacheilidae. The transcript has 14 exons. The record is from RefSeq and is a predicted model, not a curated record. Bases 139 to 1503 code for a protein of 454 amino acids. Gene Ontology annotation, biological process: kinetochore organization; meiotic chromosome segregation; mitotic spindle organization.